Molecule: messenger RNA, 3881 nt
Organism: Musa acuminata AAA Group (dessert banana)
Lineage: Eukaryota; Viridiplantae; Streptophyta; Magnoliopsida; Zingiberales; Musaceae
Product: disease resistance protein RGA2-like
Exons: 2
Coding region: 1113-3881 (922 amino acids)
Biological process (GO): defense response to other organism
Molecular function (GO): protein binding; ADP binding
Source: RefSeq, a predicted model, not a curated record
AGUUAUCUAUCUAGUAGAUUGUUAUCAUGAUCUAGUGGUUACAUGAUGAUUUCAAUAACCACUUGAAUCAUGAUCUAGUAGUUAUAAGGUGGUUUUCUAUAACCACCUCAUGAUCUAGUAGUUAGGGUGGUUGUUAGUUAGGGUGGUUGUCAUUAUGUCAUAUAAAUAAGACCAUAGUUCAUGUAGCAAGGUAUUGAGAUAGAGAAAGAGACAGAUAGAGAGUCUGUGUGCAUUUGGUAUCUUGUAAGUGUCUUAUCAAUCCUCCUGCUUUUAAUACUACAUCAGUUUUCUUGAGUCGAAAGGCUUCUUUUUACUCGUAUCGUAGUAUUAUGUUUCUCCUUGCUUCUCCAUCCCCAACAUUUGUGGUAUCAGAGCCUAGUUUCAAUCUGAACUGGGCAUUAUGGCUUUUAAUAGCAAUUCCGUGUCUCAACCCCUUAUCCCCAUCUUCUCGGGCAAAAGUUAUGAAUUUUGGAGUAUCAAGAUGAAGACUCUAUUCAAGUCUCAAGAUCUUUGGGACUUAAUAGAGAAUGGAUAUGCAGAUCCAGAUGACGAAAUCAGGUUGAGAGAGAAUAGAAAGAAGGACUCAAAGGCAUUGUUCUUCAUUCAACAAGCUGUACAUGAGACGAUCUUUUCAAGAAUUGCAGCAGCAACAACCUCAAAGCAAGCUUGGUUGAUACUUCAAAAUGAAUUUCAAGGCUCAUCAAGGGUGAUUACGGUAAAACUUCAAACCUUCCGUCGUGAGUUUGAAAUUUUGUUCAUGAAAAGUAAUGAAUCGGUGCAAGAUUUUCUUUCUCGAGUGAUUGAAAUUGUUAGUCAAAUGAAAUCUUAUGGUGAACAUUUUCCUGAUCAUAUAAUUGUUGCAAAAGUUUUGAGAAGUUUAACUCCGAAAUUUGAUUAUGUUGUUGCCGCAAUUGAGGAAUCAAAAGAUUUAUCUACUUAUUCAUUUGAUGAACUAAUGGGUUCCUUGCAAGCACAUGAAGUAAGGUUGAACAGGUCACUUGAAAAAAGUGAAGAAAAAGUAUUUCAGGCUAAGGGGGAGUCUUUUAUUUCAAAAGGACAAAAAAUCAACAGGAAGAGGACGUGGCAGAGGAAAAGAGAAAAGCAAGCAAGUUAUGUGGAGAAAAAUGAAGAAAAUAGUUCCUCAAGUUAGUCGCAUAACUUCCCCCACGAUGAAGUCUGACAUGGUUGGCGAGCAACUGGAGGACGACGCCAUGGCACUGAUGAAGCAGCUGACAAAGCAAGAUCCGAGUAAGAACGUGGUGGUGCUGGCAAUUGUGGGGAUCGGCGGCAUCGGAAAGACCACCCUCGCUAAGAAGGUGUUCAAUGAUGGUAAAAUCAAAGCCAGCUUCCGCACCACCAUCUGGGUGUGCGUGUCCCAAAAGUUCAGCGAGACGGAUCUUCUCAGAAAUAUCGUUACAGGUGCUGGUGGAAGCCAUGGUGGAGAACAGAGCAGGAGUCAGCUGGAGCCCGCGGUGGAGCGUCUCCUGAGAGGGAACAAGUUCUUGCUGGUGUUGGAUGAUGUUUGGGGUGCUCAGAUCUGGGAAGACUUGCUCCGAAAUCCUUUGCAGGGAGGAGCAGCAGGGAGCAGGGUGCUGGUGACCACCAGAAACGCAGGGAUCGCGAGGCAAAUGAAGGCGGCCCACGUCCACGAGAUGAAGCUGCUGCCUCCGGAGGAUGGCUGGUCGCUCCUGUGCAAGAAGGUGACGACGAAUGCAGAGGACGAAAGGGAUGCCCAAGAUCUCAAGGACACAGGCAUGAAGAUUGUUGAGAAAUGCGGAGGGCUUCCCCUGGCCAUCAAGACCAUCGGAGGGGUCCUCCUCGAUAGAGGACUCAACAGAAGUGCGUGGGAGGAAGUUCUCCGCAGCGCCGCAUGGUCACAGACCGGGCUUCCCGAAGGUGUGCAUGGAGCACUGUAUCUGAGCUACCAAGACUUGCCGUCCCAUCUCAAGCAAUGCUUUCUCUACUGUGCCUUGUUCCCCGAAGACUAUUUGUUUGACAGGCCUGGAAUCGUCAGAUUAUGGAUAGCCGAGGGGUUUGUCGAAGUACGAGGCGAUGUCACGUUGGAGGAAACAGGGGAGCAAUAUUACAUAGAGCUGCUUCAUAGGAGCCUUCUACAAUCGCAACCUUACAGUCAGGACUACGAUGAGUAUUACACGAUGCAUGACCUGCUGCGAUCGCUCGCCCAUUUCCUUUCGAGAGAAGAGAGCUUGUUCAUUAGUGACGUGCAAAACGAGUGGAGAAGUGGUGCCGCCCUGAUGAAGCUACGUCGGCUGUCGAUUCGGCUCGCUGUAACCACGGACAUCCAGCAUAUCGUCAAUUUGACCAAGCGACAUGAGUCAGUGAGGACAUUGUUAGUGGAGGGAUCACGCGGCAUUGUGGGGGAUGUAGAUGAUUCCUUGAAGAACCUUGUGCGACUUCGAGUCCUGCACCUUAUGCACACAAAUAUCGAGAGCAUAUCACACUAUAUCGGAAAUUUGAUACACUUGAGAUACUUGGAUGUGUCUCAUAGCCAUAUAACGGAGCUUCCAGAAAGCAUAUGCAAUCUGACGAAUUUGCAGUUUUUGAUCCUCAAAGGAUGUUUCAAGUUGACACAGAUCCCCCAGGGUAUAGAUAGGCUACUCAAUCUAAGGACACUCGAUUGUAAAGAUACAGACUUGGAGAGCUUACCAUGUGGAAUAGGAAGGUUGAAGCACCUCAAUGAACUCGUAGGAUUCGUGAUGGACACGCCUACUGGUUCGUGCCCAUUGGAAGAAUUAGGCAGCCUCCAGGAGCUCAGAUACCUCUCCGUUGACAGGUUGGGGAGGGCGUGGCUGGAAGCUGAACCGGGAAGGGAUACGAGCGUAUUAAAAGGUAACCAUAAACUGAAGAAUCUACAUUUACAUUGCUUAUCCACACUGACAUCCGAUUGUCACACGGAGGAAGAGAUUGAAAGAAUGGAGAAGGUGUUGGAUGUGGCACUUCAUCCACCAUCAUCUGUUGUUUCGCUCAGUUUAGAUGGUUUCGGCCUCCGGUACCCCAGCUGGAUGGCGUCUGCAAGCAUCAGUUCGCUUCUUCCAAACAUAAGACGCUUGGAACUAAUUUAUUGUCUUCAUUGGCCACUGCUUCCACCGCUAGGGAAGCUCCCUAGCUUGGAGUUUCUUGAAAUCGUCGGUGCAGAUGCAGUGACCACCAUCGGACCGGAAUUUUUUGGGUGUGAAGUUGCUGCUACCGGUCAUGAUCGUGAACGGAAUUCAAAGCUCCCUUCUUCUUCUUCUCCUCCUCCUCCUCCUUCGUUGUUUCCGAAACUAAGGCAGCUGGAACUCUGGAAUAUGACAAACAUGGAAGUGUGGGAUUGGGUAGCGGAAGGUUUUGCUAUGCGUCGCCUCGACAAAUUGGUCCUCGAAAAUUGCCCCAAGUUGAAGUCUCUACCGGAAGGCCUGAUCCGACAGGCAACCUGCUUAACCACAUUGGAUCUGUCCGAUGUGUGUGCUCUCAAGUCCAUCAGAGGUUUCCCUUCUGUAAAAGAACUGAGUACAAGUGGUGAAUCAGAUCUGGAGAUUGUUGCUGAUCUUCCUGCACUGGAGUUCUUGAAUUUGGGCACGUAUCGUCGUCGCAACAAUCAUUUACCAGAGUGGUUGGCGCAACAAUCAUUCACUACGCUCCAGAGACUGGACGUGCGGGGAACCACCCAAAUACUCCGCAGAUGCCUCCAAAAUGGCGCAGACUGGCCCAUGAUCGAACGCUUUCCAAAAUUUUCCAUCGAAGAUGGCCGAGGCAAUUAUAUAAACUACAUCAAGCAUUCCUGCACCUUCGACACAAACCUAGUCGAUGAUGAUGCUGUUUUUGCUGCUGUUGCUGCUGAAGAAGAAGAAGAAGAAGAAGAAGAAGUCAAUGAGCUUUGA